Molecule: messenger RNA, 273 nt
Organism: Alternaria triticimaculans
Lineage: Eukaryota; Fungi; Ascomycota; Dothideomycetes; Pleosporales; Pleosporaceae
Exons: 2
Coding region: 1-273 (90 amino acids)
Source: RefSeq, a predicted model, not a curated record
AUGGCCAUGUCCGUCAGCACAUCCGAUAAAUCCGUGCCUUACUUCCCGCUCGCAGGGCAGGCCAAAGACGGGUUUUCCAACAACGAAGAAGCGACUGCGACGUGUUUCUGCGGCGCGGUGCAACUCGCUUUUCCGGUUGAGGGCCCCGUGGAUGAUUUCAAUCUCGUCGAGACGAAGUUGAAGCCGACGCGCGAGCUGUUUGUCAAGGACCGCGUGAGUUGGUUUGAAGGUGUCAAGGGGGAUGAGGUGAAAAGUUUUCAGGCUAUGUUGUGA